AUGGAUGGAGAACCGACCGAGGAGAGUCGUCUACUGCCACGGCACCGUUACCAAGCUCCGUCUGACCUACCAGGGAAUCCGGAUCACACAACGCCAUGGCGGCUCUACGCCGCUGCUCGAUGCGUGGCUGUGCUGUCACUUGUUCAGUUCGCGACCGUCAUAUCAGCAACUCCGACGUUCGAAAUCAUGGAGGGCAUCAUCUGUCAUUCCAUGCACCCAGACAUUGUUGACCCGCGAAAUGAUGCCGCUUGUAAAGACACCGACGUACAAUCAAAGUUGUCCCUACUGCAGGGAUGGAUCAUGCCCUUUGCACUAAUCCCCGGCCUUGUGACGGCCGUACCAUACGGAGCUAUGGCUGAUAAAUACGGUCGCAGGCUCGUCCUUCGUUUGGCCAUCUCAGGGAUGCUCAUUUCACAGGCGAUUGAGAUGAGCAUAUUCUGGUUUUCCGAUGUGAUACCACUUGAUUUGAUAUGCUUGGCAGGGCUCGCGACUCUCAUUGGUGGUGGGCCCAUGGUGAUCAGUGCGAUGAUUUUCGCCAUGAUCGGCGAUAUAUGUACCCCGGGGCAAAGGACUGUUGCUUUCUUCUAUCUGGGGUCCUCCGUAACAGUUGUUGAACUGAUAUCGGGCCCGCUGACGUACUUGCUCAUGAACAGAGGCGCUUGGUUUUGUCUCUUCAUUGGCUUUGCUGGACUAUGUCUAAGUCUUGCUUCGUCGUUGCUCCUUCCAGAGAGUCGUGGUGCCAAUACAGGUGCAAGCUAUAGUCCACUCAAUGAUGAGCCCGACUCAGGGCAGCAAGCCGGUAACGGACCCUGGAACUACUUGGCCAACUUACCAAAGGUCAUUUCCAACUUACCAAAGGUCAUUGCAAGUUACACGAUCGCUGCGAGGAACCUUGUCUCGAGAAAUACAUAUUCUGUGCUGCUUCUCAUGGGUAUUGUAUUCAGCACGCUCGGUCAAGAUGUCCUGAUCUUGCUUCUACAAUAUAUGACGAAGCGUUUUAGUAUGUCGUGGGCUGAUGCUGCCCUGCUUUUGACCAUGAAAAGCGCAGUGGCUCUUGGAAUGACAACUAUAGUGCUACCUUUGACAAGUCAGCUGCUUUUAACGAAGCUGUCCCUCAGUUACACUCGCAAAGAUUUAUGGAUGGCGAGGGUUAGUGCUAGCCUGCUGGUUUUGGGGGCCUUGUGCCUGGCGUUGGCAUUUACGAUCCGAACGUUCAUGUUGAGUUUAAUCAUUUUCACUCUAGGAGCAGGCUGCAACUUGGUUCUUCGAAGCCUCAUCACUAGCUAUGCUGCAGAGGACAGGGCAGGCUUGAUCUACACUGCGAUAUCUGUAUCAGAGGGACUCGGAGCGCUUGUCGCAGGGCCAGUCAUGGCAUCACUGUUCCGCCUUGGUCUGAGUUGGGGUGUAUUACCUCGCUGA
Cordyceps militaris CM01 is the source of this 1419-nucleotide messenger RNA. Its product is annotated as MFS transporter, putative. Gene Ontology annotation, molecular function: transmembrane transporter activity. NCBI's taxonomy places the organism in Eukaryota, Fungi, Ascomycota, Sordariomycetes, Hypocreales, Cordycipitaceae. The transcript has 4 exons. Gene Ontology annotation, biological process: transmembrane transport. The record is from RefSeq and is a predicted model, not a curated record. Bases 1 to 1419 code for a protein of 472 amino acids. Gene Ontology annotation, cellular component: membrane.